Messenger RNA from Lasiodiplodia theobromae, 2214 nucleotides. Its product is annotated as Het domain-containing protein. The record is from RefSeq and is a predicted model, not a curated record. Lineage: Eukaryota; Fungi; Ascomycota; Dothideomycetes; Botryosphaeriales; Botryosphaeriaceae. The transcript has 3 exons. Bases 1 to 2214 code for a protein of 737 amino acids.
AUGGAUCAUCUUGAUGCGCCAUCAAUCACAAAUGGUGAUGAAAUAAAAAUCGCCUACGUCUGCCUCGAGCCUUACGACAAUGGACCGUUCAUGGAAUAUCCCCUUCGCCGCGGGUAUGACCCAGCUGACGCGAGCGAGUGUGAUUUCCAUCGCAGCGACCCGGAUUAUGGAAAGGUGUGGGAUGACGUUCCCAUUGUCCAAUCUUUUCUCCAAUCCUGGCUCUUCUUUGGCCUUCUUUGGGAAGUACAUCAAAUGGCGGAAGUGCACUUUGACCAAAGCGAUUUCAUCUCCCAACGACUGUUACUUUGGCAGAAAAAAUUCCUAGACCUUUCCUUGGAGGACAUGGAGCAACGCAUUCGGCAGUUUGACGCUUGCUUGCAGAUGGCUUACAAGGUCUGCUAUCAGCUUGGGCAACGCCGUCAGACAUUCAUUGACGAGCACUUGCUUCUGUCUUUCAUGUCGCUCGGUAAUUCUCUCGAAAACGCAAUGUCACGCAUAUUCUGGGACUGUCGUGGGAAGCAUCUGGGCGAUAACCAAAAUAACGAGCUGCCGGCAUGGAUACCAACGCAUCGGGCCUGGGAUGCCCCUGAGGUUCUAUUUCAGAACAUGGCGCAUCGAGGAUGGUGCCCGCUGGAGCUCACCAUGUUGCGAGAGAAUCUACAGACCAAUGAGAUAAUCUACGCAAGCCAGAUGCCGAGGGUUGGCGAUCGGCUGAGACAUCAGCUAUGCCGGGCGGAUGCUUGCACGGCAAACAACAUCGACCAGGAGACGUACCGAACGAAACACACGUCCGAGUGCUCAGGAUGCAAGGACGUUGUCCUAGACUACGACACCAUCUGCUCCACAAUCAAAGCAGGCCGCACGCCUCUCAUCGUCUCGGUUCAGACGGACGAAGGCAUGAAGUUCGCAAUGACGUCCGAUGAGGCCCUUCCGAACGCCCAGAACCCUCGAACGGGAAAGCUACCAUACGUGUGCAUCAGCCACGUCUGGUCACACGGCCUGGGCAACGUCCACCGCAACUCCCUGCCACAAUGCCAACUCGAAAUGCUGCACAAAGUCACCGCCCCCGUCCUCACUGACGGCGGGCUGCCCUUCAGCGUCUUCUGGAUCGACACCAUCUGCGUCCCCGUCGACCCCAAAGACAAUUCGCUCCGGCACCUCACCAUCGCAAACAUGGCGUCCAUCUACCAGAACGCGCUCUGCGUCGUCGUCCUCGACGAGUCCCUCAUGCGCACCGCCAUCCACGCGGCCAACCCGUCGUCCAAAGCGCCGCCGACCUUCAAGCUCGACGACCUGAUCGACCAGCGCGAGCUGACGAUCCGCGUCAUCUUCUCGGACUGGUGGCGGCGGCUGUGGACGCUGCAGGAGGGCGUGCUGUGCGCGAGCUUCUUCGUCGUCUUCGCCGAGGGCCCCGUGCAGUUCCAGCGCGCCGUCGUGGCGCGCGCGGGCGAUCACGCCCGCAACCUCGCCCACGCGUCCAGCCCCGUCGUCGAGAACAUGCUGCUGAACCUCGUCGCCAGGGCGCAUGUGCCGGGUAGCGCGGAGUUCCGCCGGCAGGUCUUGACGCUGCUGUGCCACCGGUCGACCAGCAGGGCGGCGGACGAGCCUGUUUGCUUGGCGACGCUGCUUGGCGUUGAUGCGGGUGAGAUCCUGAGGAUUCCGGGGACGCAGCGUUCGCGCAGGAUGAAGCGGUUGUGGGAGCUUCUCGGGAAGGUUCCUGCGCCGAUUGCGUUUCUCCCGGGUCCGAAGCUUGAGGUGGACGGUUUUCGCUGGGCGCCCCAAACGCUGAUUUCCAACCAAGGACCCGGGAUGUUGUUUUCGAUGGUGUCUGUGUGGGACGAGGGCGAAGGUAUCGUCACGUCGGAAGGGCUGCAGCUGAGAGCCACUGGCUACCGCCUGGCAUCUCUGGGCGUGAGCUUGAAGAGUAACUUCUAUAUACUUCCAGGCGAUCCCGGACAGCUCUACGACGAUGACGAAGUUCUGCGCAUCUUCGACGGCACCGCCGCGCCUGAGCGAGCCGUUACCGCGAUCGUCAAAGGGCUAAGGGGGGAGACCAAGGCUUUCGAGGCCGUGGCCGAGGAGGACCUGGUGGAGCCGGUCCUCAUCAUGGCGAAUAACCGCAGACUCGAUAUUCACCAGACUCAUGCCAUACUUGCCACAAACCCGGUGUUGAAGGAUGGGAGCGUGGCAAUGGGACAAUUCGGGCGAGGCUGA